Messenger RNA from Homarus americanus (American lobster), 2000 nucleotides. RefSeq lists its product as uncharacterized. NCBI's taxonomy places the organism in Eukaryota, Metazoa, Arthropoda, Malacostraca, Decapoda, Nephropidae. Gene Ontology annotation, biological process: DNA repair. Gene Ontology annotation, molecular function: double-stranded DNA binding; ATP-dependent polydeoxyribonucleotide 5'-hydroxyl-kinase activity; protein binding. The record is from RefSeq and is a predicted model, not a curated record.
UAAGUACCAUAAUUAUAGCCCAUAAUGCAUUAGUUUUGUAAAUUUCGGCCUGUAAUUCGUCUAGGUAGUGUAUAUAGUACAGUACACCUUAUACUGUACCUGUAAUGACCUCACCAAAUGUUUCCUACGGGUACUCUAGUUUCCUCCUGUACUAACAAUCGACAAAUAAAGUCCAUGGCAAGGUAAUAGUAACAAUAACACGUAACAAAGAACAGACCAAAUACUCGAACGGGAAGUGAGCUGAUAAUAAGUGGUGAGAUGAUAGAUAAAAAAACGUUUACCCAUAUUGUCUAUUAUCAUCAUUAUCAUCAUUGUUAAAGGUCACCCACAUGUUGAACAGGGCCAGGUUGUUGUGGUGAUAAACGCCCACAACAAACAUUUAAAUCACACAAUGGCUCGUAAAUGUGUUCUUAAAUGUCUGAGUAAUCUCCACCCACCGAUCGUAUUGCCACACAAUCAAAGCUACGUUAUUGGACGGUCCAAGGAAACUAAAAUUAAGUCAAAGCGGUGCUCUAAAACUCAAGUUGAGUUGCUGGCAGAUUAUACGUCAUACACUGUGAUUGUGAGGCAGCUUGGACCUAAUGUGACUGGUGUCAAUAAUAAGGGUCUUCUGUUUGGCAAUACAGCCCUUUUAAAACACUCUGAUAUCCUUGAACUGGAAGAUCUAAGAUUGCUGGCUAUGAUAUGGAUGGAACAUUAAUAGUCACAAAAUCAGGAAACGUUUUUGCUAAAGACUAUAAUGAUUGGAAGAUCAUUUACAGUGAAGUCUGGCAAACUAAAAAGUUGCAUCAAGAUGGAUACAAAAUAAUUAUCUUCACUAAUCAAGCAGGCAUUGGUGAGUAAAGAAGGUGCUUGGCAGGAGUACAGAGGAAGAUUAGCAGCAUCAUUGAGAGGUUGGGUGUACCAAUCCAGGCAUUUGUAUCAACAGGAAAGGAAGUACAGAAACCUGCCUUAGGCAUGUGGAAUUUCUUAAAGAAUGAGGCAAAUGGUGGAGUGGAUAUAGAUAUGGAUGAAAGUCUGUAUGUGGGGGAUGCUGCUGGUCGGCCUGCAGAAGGGUCUCGGAAAAAGAAGGAUUUUUCCUUUUCAGAUCGUUUGUUUGCCCUCAACAUUGGGAUACAGUUUUUCACACCUGAAGAACACUUUUUAGGAUGCCAAACUCAGAAGUUUAAUAUGCCUGAGUUUGACCCUCGUGCUUGUGAUGACUCGUUGCCAUUAUUUGAUCCACCUUCCACAAGAGUUCCUAAACAUAAGCUUGAGGUAAUCAUACUGGUUGGGUAUCCUGGAUCUGGGAAAAGCUUUCUCUCAUUAACACAUUUUGCUGGUUUGGGAUAUGUCCAGGCUAACCGAGAUACUGUUGGCAAUUGGCAGAAAUGUGUGGCUAUAAUGGAAAAAUCUUUGCAGGAUGGACACCAUGUGGUAAUUGACAACACCAACCCAGAUGUUGAGGUCCAUAAGAAAUAUAUUGAUGCAGCAAAAAAAUCAAUUCCAGUGAGGUGUUUUGUCUUCAACUUGUCCAAAGACCAUUGCAGACACAACAAUAAGUUUCGGGAAUUUUCAGGAACAGACCACAGCAAAGUUAGUGACAUGAUCUACAACAUGUACAAAUCUAAAUAUGCAGAACCGAGCCUAAGUGAAGGUUUUGAUGAUAUUGUAAAAGUUAACUUUGUUCCAAAGUUCAGGACAUCAGAUGAAGAAAAGUUGUAUAGGAUGUUUUUAUUGGAAAAAUAACUACAUGUAUACUGCAUGAACAGACAGAUGGCUCACUUGCUUUGACAUUUUAUAAGUUGAGCAAAUCUUUCACUUUAAAGAAAAUGGAGUCAGCCUUUUUAUGCACUUAAGAAAAUUUAUGACUUCUUUUAUGGAAGACAUUUUGUUAAAAAAGCAAUAAGCCAUCUUGUAUGCAACCUUUGCAGUAUGUUGUGCCUCUUGACAAUAAUGCACACACGUGUUUUUAAUCCUACAAAGACCAAGUCACCUUAAAUAAAUUACAAAUAUGAAAA